CGCACUAGAUAUAGGACGUUACUAUUGUUGUUAAAUUUGUGGUUAAUUUCGUGUAAUUUAAUUUGGUUAUUUUUAGUAAUUUUAUUUGUUAAUUUCUAACUUCAGAAGUGGGAUUCGUUCUCAUUUCUGAUUAGUUUAAAUUAACGCCCACGUGGUUUUACUUUAGUCAGUUUGAAACGCGAGUGUUAUACGUUUAAUAAAAAUAAUGGAGGGUAGGCGGCGAACACGUAAAAUAAGACGGUGUGCCCGUCUCUGGGCUUGAAGAAACGUUACAGCCGAUAUUAAACCGUCAACCGACGCAAGCGACUGAGCUAUGUCCACCAGUGGUGUCACCACAACUGUGCUCAGCAACACCACCGCAAGGGGAUCGGCCCUUUGCACCGACAUGCGCAACACCAUCGGAUUUGCUGCUUUCUUCCUUAAGCGACACUCGUUACCACCUGGUACUGACGGUUCGCACAAUGAUACUGAAAACGCUCCGGUGCCAAGUUCAAGCAGCGCAUGCGAGUCAAGCACUGAUCUGGUACUUAAUCAGGUGAACGACAAACUAGUAAGUGCGUUGAGCACAAUUCUGACUACGGAGAUCGAGUAUCUAUGCCGAGUCAUUAGCAAUGGUCAAGAUAUGAAGACAUCGUGCAUUGCGAGGUUGACUCGCAAGGGUGUGCAUUUCAAUGGUGGCGAUUUUGCAUUUGUGCCAAGCUGUUGGUAAGCUAGACUCCUGUAUGCGCGGACCAUAUGUGGUUUUAGCGACGUUUUCGCAGGACAGAUAUGAACUAAAAUUAGUCGCUGGUUCUUAUGGUAAAGCUGCCGCGGAAUACAUGUUGCCCUGGCGCGAGGAAUGGACCCCUGAUGUGUGUGCCGCAUUCUUUGAGAGUAAGUAAUUUUUACUUGCCUUUUCAAAACUUAUGUAUGUUGAUAAAUGUUUGUGAAAACUGUCAUUUUAUUAGAACUGCUUAUCAUAUAGGUAGUACCUAUUUUGGUAAAGACCUG
Pieris rapae (cabbage white) is the source of this 990-nucleotide messenger RNA. RefSeq lists its product as uncharacterized. Bases 314 to 709 code for a protein of 131 amino acids. The transcript has 2 exons. NCBI's taxonomy places the organism in Eukaryota, Metazoa, Arthropoda, Insecta, Lepidoptera, Pieridae. The record is from RefSeq and is a predicted model, not a curated record.